This is a messenger RNA of Bradysia coprophila, 1072 nucleotides long. RefSeq names its product rho GTPase-activating protein 15-like. Lineage: Eukaryota; Metazoa; Arthropoda; Insecta; Diptera; Sciaridae. The record is from RefSeq and is a predicted model, not a curated record. Gene Ontology annotation, cellular component: cytoplasm. Gene Ontology annotation, biological process: regulation of GTPase activity; signal transduction.
AUGAUGUGAACAAUUUUAUUUCCAGAACAUUCCAGAGUCAUUUUUCACGGAAAGGGCAUUGAAACAGCAACAAUCCGAAAAAGAAAUUGUGUCGGCACCCAUUGACAUCAUAAAAACCGGUAAUGGUGAAAGUUCGCCUAUCAUUACGCCCACCAGAAAAGAAGGAUUUUUGGAUAAAUUUCAAUUCGGACGUAUUGAUAUAGCGAAAAAUGCCAGCGCUGAUUCAAAAGACCCAGGCGUUCAUUGUGUGUCGUAUAAAAAAAAAUCAGAUCUUGUUGAAAUAAUGGAAGCGAAAAAGGUUCCAGGUCACCUAAUCUACGGCGUCGAAAUGGACGAAAUCGAAAAGGAUGAUCAACAUCCGAAUGUUCCAAAGUUUGUCGUGGAAUGCAUUGGCAUAAUUGAAAAUGAGGAGAAUCUAGUUACCAAUGGAAUUUACCGAGCGUCUGGGAAGAAGGAAAGCAUCGAUAAAAUUAAGAAAAAAAUGAACGAGACGAAGCCAAAGAAAGGUUCCAAAUAUUCCAUACUGAAGGAUGAAGAUGUGCACACCAUAACGGGCUCACUGAAACAGUUCUUCCGUGAAAUGAAAACGGAUCUCAUUCCAAUCGAUAUAUUCCGCAAUCUUCCGAACAAUUUAGAAACCGAAGAGAGUGUGAAAACAAUUGGAAAGGAAAUAAAUGGAAUAGCAAUCGAUUCACGGAUGACGCUGAAAUAUCUGCUGCGUCAUUUAGUCAAAGUGGAUGCUAACAGUAAAGAGAAUCUGAUGAAUGCAUCGAAUUUGUCGAUUGUGUGGGGUGCCUGUCUGUUCACAUCAUCCGUAACAUUCAACGACACUUUUGAAACCAGUGACCUUAUCCGGAAAAAUACGUUAAUCAAAGUAUUAAUUCAACGAUUCGAUGAUAUUUUUCCGAAUGACAGCGGUCGAUGAUUUUUAUUUGCUUUUUUUCUCUUUUGCGGGCCAAGAGUAAUCUACCUAUGCACAUAUUUAUAUACAUAGCGUGUGUAUCCUGCGUACAGCAUUAACUAUAAAUUAAACAAAGAAAUGUGAUAUUUUUGUAUUUAAAAUGAAGAAGAA